AUGCAUAGACGGCUCAAAUGGGCUUCACACAUUUGCUUUUGGAGCGUAAAGUCUUAUUCUUGGAUUCGUCAUGUGAGUUCCACUGCAAACUCGUUGUUCAAUUGGAACUCAAAAAUUACUAGCUAUUUUAGGAAAGGUGAUGUUGAGGCGGCACGCAAGCUGUUUGAUGAAAUGCCCCAAAAGAAUGUAGUAACUUGGAACUGUAUGAUAUCUGGGUAUAUCAGAAAUGGGAUGAUUAAUCCUGCUCAAAAUGUUUUUGAUGCAAUGCCUAGCAGAAAUGUUAUUUCUUGGACAGCCAUGUUAAGCGGGUAUGCCAAAAAUGGGAAUUUAGAGAUGGCACGACGUAUGUUUGAUGGAAUGGAUGAUAAGAAUGUGGUUUGCUGGAAUUCGAUGAUCUCGGGGUAUGUGAGCAAUGGGAAAAUAGAGGAAGGUAGAGAAUUGUUUGAUCUGAUGCAGAUUAAGAAUGAUGUGUCAUGGGCGAUUAUGAUUGAAGGCUAUUUCAGAUACGGGGAUGUGAGUGAAGCUGAGAGGUUGUUUAGUGAAGCACCAGUGAAAAGUGUGCCACUUUGUAAUGCUAUGUUAGCAGGUUAUGCUGACAUGUGGAGGACUGAGGAUUCAUAUAAGUUAUUUAUGAGAAUGGAUACGCAUGAUGUGGCUUCUUGGACUAGUAUGAUCACAUGUUUCUCAAGAGUGAGGGAGGUGGAGAAAGCUAGAAGAUUAUUUGAUGAUAUGCCUGAGAAGGAUGUAGUCGCUUGGACUGCCAUGAUUCAAGGGUACUGUGAAAAUAAUAACAUAGAGGAGGCAGAAAAACUUUUUGCUGCAAUGCCUCACAGGGAUAUUGUUGCUUGGAAUUCAAUGCUAAGUGGUUAUCUGCAGAAUGGAAGACUGCAAGAUGCUCUUCAUCUGUUUCAAAAGAUGGCAUGGCGGAAUACAGUGUCAUGGAAUUUGAUGUUGUGGGGUUAUGUUCAGCAAGAUGAUAUAACUAGUGCUCGAGAGUUAUUUGGGCAGAUGCCCAGAAAAGAUGAAACCUCGUGGAACACUAUGAUUUCGGGAUAUCAAAAUGAGGAAACUUUGCUUUUAUAUGUCCAGAUGUUGCAAAAUAAUUACAAGCCGGAUCAGAGCACAUUUUCCAAUGUGGUCUCAUUGUGUGGUGUUCUUGCUUUGCAUGCUUGGGGAAGAGCUUUGCAUGCCUGUGUAACCAAGAGUGGUUUUCAAAAUGACACAAUGAUAACGAGUGCGUUCAUAUCCAUGUAUNUAUAUGUCCAGAUGUUGCGAAAUAAUUACAAGCCGGAUCAGAGCACAUUUUCCAAUGUGGUCUCAUUGUGUGGUGUUCUUGCUUUGCAUGCUUGGGGAAGAGCUUUGCAUGCCUGUGUAACCAAGAGUGGCUUUCAAAAUGACACAAUGAUAACGAGUGCGUUCAUAUCCAUGUAUUCUAGGUGUGGAUUUAUAAAUGAUGCUUCCUCGCUUUUCAGAAAUAUGAAAAGACCCGACACAAUAGCAUGGAAUGCCAUGAUUGUAUCACAAGCAUGUCAUGGUUCGGCUAAAGAGGCCCUUGAUCUUUUUCUUUGUAUGAUUCAAGCUGGAUAUGAACCAGACCAUGUAACUUUUCUUGGUGUCCUAACUGCUUGUGCUCAUUCUGGAUUAGUGGACGUGGGUUGGAGCUACUUUAUAUCAAUGGAGAAAAGGUGGAGUAUAAUUCCAAAGGCUGAGCACUAUAAUUGCAUGGUUGAUCUCCUUGGGAGAUCAGGUAUGCUAGCUGAAGCCUUCGAGCUUGUCGAACAAAUUCCUGUAAAUCUCCCUGCACAUGCUUGGGAGACAUUGCUUAGUUGUUGUAGAGUCCACGAAAAUUUUGAUUUAGGUGAUCUUGUAGCCCAGAAACUUCUAAGCGUUCAGCCUUCUAAUAUUGGAAUGUGUGUUCUUUUAUCAAAUCUGUAUUCUACAAGAGGAAUGUGGAAAGAUGCAGCUCGUGUGAGAGCACUACUUAAAAAGUAUGAUUUGAAGAAAGAAUUGGCAUGUAGUUGGAUUGAGAUAAAUGGUUGUAUAUCUCAGUUUGUUUCAAAUGAAAGAUGUAAUCCCAGAGCAAAGGACAUAUACAAAGAACUAGAAAGUCUUUCUGCACUGAUUGAGGAUAGUGGCACAGUAGUGUAG
This is a messenger RNA of Nicotiana tabacum (common tobacco), 2148 nucleotides long. NCBI's taxonomy places the organism in Eukaryota, Viridiplantae, Streptophyta, Magnoliopsida, Solanales, Solanaceae. The record is from RefSeq and is a predicted model, not a curated record.